UUCUUCCCACCCCCGUCCCCGCUACCCCCCCGAGGCCUCGGCUCGCUCGUAAUCCCGACCCGCACCCGCACCCGGCGGAAUCUCGCGCCGGUCAAACCCUAUCGCACGCGCGCGCGCGCGCGCUCGGAUCGGGAGGGCUAGGGUUCGCCGGCUGCUGCCUUCCGGCGGCCGCCGAGGAGGGAGAUGGACGGGCUCCUGUCCAAGCUCAAGGGGCUCGACGCCUACCCCAAGGUCAACGAGGACUUCUACAAGCGCACGCUCUCCGGCGGCGUCGUCACGCUCCUCUCCGCCUUCGUCAUGCUGCUCCUCUUCGUCUCCGAGACGAAGUCGUAUUUUUAUUCAGCAACCGAGACCAAGCUAGUGGUAGACACGUCAAGAGGAGAAAGGCUAAGAGUAAAUUUUGAUAUUACUUUCCCGAGUAUUCCUUGCACCCUUCUCAGUGUUGAUACAAGGGAUAUUAGUGGCGAGCAGCACCAGGACAUUAGGCAUGACAUUGAAAAGAAAAGAUUGGACUCACAUGGUAACGUCAUUGAAUCAAGAAAAGAAGGCAUUGGUGGAACAAAGAUUGAGAAACCAUUGCAAAAACAUGGAGGAAGGCUUGGCAAAGGCGAGGAAUAUUGUGGCACCUGUUAUGGUGCGGAGGAGUCAGAUGAACAAUGCUGUAAUUCAUGUGAAGAAGUUAGGGAGGCCUACAAGAAGAAAGGGUGGGCUCUUACAAAUCCUGACCUAAUCGACCAGUGCGCUAGAGAGGACUUUGUUGAAAGAGUUAAAACCCAACAUGGUGAAGGCUGCAGUGUUCAUGGCUUUCUAGAUGUUAGUAAAGUUGCUGGAAAUUUCCACUUUGCACCAGGCAAAGGAUAUUAUGAAUCAAACGUAGAUAUGCCUGAGCUGUCUGCUGAAGGAGGUUUCAAUAUUACCCACAAAAUAAACAAACUGUCCUUUGGGACAGAAUUCCCUGGUGCUGUCAAUCCACUUGAUGGUGCUCAGUGGACACAGCCCGCUUCAGAUGGGACAUACCAAUACUUCAUAAAAGUUGUCCCUACAAUUUAUAAUGAUAUAAGAGGGCGCAAGAUCGAUUCAAACCAAUUCUCAGUAACGGAGCACUUUAGAGAUGGAAAUGUUCAACCGAGACCCCAACCUGGAGUAUUUUUCUUCUAUGAUUUCUCACCUAUAAAGGUGAUAUUUACAGAGGAGAAUAGAUCCUUCCUCCACUACCUGACAAACCUGUGUGCUAUAGUCGGAGGGAUCUUCACUGUCGCUGGCAUCAUCGACUCGUUCAUAUACCAUGGACAGAAGGCACUUAAGAAGAAAAUGGAGAUAGGCAAGUACAGAUGAAACCUGGACCACACCUAACAUUUUCCAAGUUUUGUGGCUUGUAAGGAGGUGGAUCCCGUGUAUGCGCUACAAAGACGACGAGAUGCCGAAGGCCAUGAAAAGUGAUGAUAGUUCACAUUAGUUGAUGAAAACUUGUAAAAAAGGAAAACAGAAUAGGCUGGGUCUUGGGGGCAAGUGCUUUCAUGUCCAUGGGUAGAGAUUAGUUGAAUGGCCUGAACUGGCGUGCAGUGCUGUACUUGGAAGUCGAUACAUCACAGAAUGUUAUCUUGUCAAUUGCUUCA
Molecule: messenger RNA, 1616 nt
Organism: Hordeum vulgare subsp. vulgare (domesticated barley)
Lineage: Eukaryota; Viridiplantae; Streptophyta; Magnoliopsida; Poales; Poaceae
Product: endoplasmic reticulum-Golgi intermediate compartment protein 3-like
Exons: 13
Coding region: 184-1335 (383 amino acids)
Cellular component (GO): endoplasmic reticulum; COPII-coated ER to Golgi transport vesicle
Source: RefSeq, a predicted model, not a curated record